Messenger RNA from Mollisia scopiformis, 1997 nucleotides. RefSeq lists its product as uncharacterized. The transcript has 4 exons. The record is from RefSeq and is a predicted model, not a curated record. Bases 172 to 1938 code for a protein of 588 amino acids. Lineage: Eukaryota; Fungi; Ascomycota; Leotiomycetes; Helotiales; Mollisiaceae. Gene Ontology annotation, biological process: proteolysis. Gene Ontology annotation, molecular function: dipeptidyl-peptidase activity; serine-type exopeptidase activity.
CGUGCUCGCAAUAUUUCCAUUUUGGGCAAGUUUCCAAUCUCGGAAGUGGGACAGCAGAGUCGUAUGAACAUCAUGGCACAUCAAUAAUGGCGCAGUUGAGGUUCAAUUGGCCUCGGAACCAAUCACAGUCCCAAUAGUGGGUGGGAAAUUGUCCGUCAUUUGAGGCUUGUCAUGCGGGCUUACCUCCACGGUAGCUCUAGAGAAUCAGCUUCACUUGGUUUGAAUCCUAAGGAAGGCGUUUACAAUACUGGAACCGUUUACCUUGGCAACAAAGAACGUCAUGGAGACGGACCAGUUUAUCCCAUGCUCGAGCAAGAAUAUAUAAGUGUAGCCAAAGCUGCCUUUUGUGUCUGCAUCAAUCUAGUCCAUUGCCCGUCUUCACUUUCCCACAUUUUCAUCACCCAAACGUUUUUCAUAAUGCACAACAUACUUUCACUCACGGUUCUGUCCAUAUUCCUCAAAGUCGGUGCUUGCUACACGCUUCCAGAUACUUUGCUAGGUGAUCACGCCAGUCACCCUCGUAGCAUUAUCUCAACUCGCAGCAGCAGUAACUCGUCUGACUGCACCUUCGACUUUUUCGAUCAGCAGAUUGAUCAUUUCGGUCAAUACAAUGGCACUUUCAAACAGCGCUACAACAUAAUCACUGAAUUCUUCAAGCCUGGCGGACCCAUCUUUUUCUUCCAAGGAGAGGAAAGUACAGAACUGGACUGUGUCAAUUCGACAGUGUAUUCGAGCUGGGUAAAAGAGCUCAAUGGUAUUGCUGUCAUCUUGGAGCACCGAUACUUUGGCGAAAGCGCACCAUUCGGCGUCACAGAUCCUACAGAUCCAGCCCAGCUUCCCAAAUUCGACUAUCUGACUCUCGACAAUGUUAUGGCCGACGGUGCAUAUUUCGUCGAAUAUCUCAAGAAGAAUAUUUCAGGAGCCGAAGAUAGCAAAGCAAUAGUUGCGAGUGGUUCAUAUGGUGGCUUUCUCGCCACUGUCUUCCGACAAAACCACCCCGAAGCAUUCUAUGGCGCGAUUGCAUCUGCGCCCCCAAUUGAAGCUCUAUCCAACAAGACGACAGACACUGAUCGCUUUAAUUGGGGAAUCUGGUUGAACAACGUUUAUCAAGACAAAUCUUAUAAAGCUUCGCAAAAUAUCAAGAACGCAUUCGCUGCUCUCGCGGACCGAUUCGCAACCAACAACACUGAUGGACUAAGGGAAGAAUUGAGCCUGUGUACACAGCCAACCUCCCUCUACGAUCUUUCGUUGAUUAAUGCUAUUAUAUCCAACAUCUAUUCAGAUUCUGCGGAAUUUAAUUACCCCAUUUCUCGACCAGGGAGAAGUUCAAUAGCAGCACCACUUGAGAAAGUAAUUGACUUCGCACUCACACAGAAUGAUCCUAUUCAGAUCCUUAACGAAACGCUCUCCAUGUGGUAUGGUCCUCCUCCAGGUCUCGAUUUACCAUGCAUCGAUUGGGCAAAUCCAAGUUUUGCACUCGCGGCUGUUCCAUUGAUCCAGUCGCCCAUAUUUACUUACCUGACGUGCAAAUACUUCCCCCUAUUUGGCGCCGGAGACAUGCCCAAUGGUACCAUCUUCCCAGCUACAGAUAGCGGUCAAUUUGGAAUUGAAGCCUGCGAUACAGUCUACAAUCUGUCUACGCCCUUAGCAGAAGAGCUUCGCACCAAGUAUCGAUAUACUCCUGCCGAUCUCCGUAACUCGACCAGAAUCAUCUGGUCAUUGGGACAGUAUGACCCGACGAGUGGCUUCUCGCCAACCCAGCCGGGCAUCAAUGCUCCGGUCUUGACUGCAGAUAGAAAUGUUUCGCGGAUUCUGUAUACGACCGGAAUGGCACACAGGGAGGAUCUUUUUGCUCCCGAUCCGAGCGACAAGGAGACUGUUGUUGAGGCAAGAAAUAUUGAACUUGAGUCUAUUAAGGGUUGGUUAGGAUUCGACUGAACUCGGAAGCCUCACAGCGAAGCGGCGAAAGUAACGAUGAUGUAGUCACUUUGUUCUCA